AUGGCUCACUACAGUUAUUACAACCCCGAAGGUUCGUACCACGGUCAGGCCAUGCAACACCUCCCUUUCCGAACCUCGGACAGCUCCCUGCGCCUCCAUCUACUGCACGGCAACCUCGACAUUUGGGUCAAGGAGGCCAAGAAUCUCCCCAACAUGGACCUCCUCAACCACAGCAUGGGUAACCUCUUCGGCAGCCUGUCCGGCAAAAUCCAGACGAGCGACCCGUAUGUGACCGUGUCCGUUUCCAAUGCCGUGCUGGCCCGAACCUUCGUGAUCAAGGACAACGAGAACCCCGUGUGGGCCCAGCACUUCCACGUACCCGUGGCCCACCGAGCAUCCGAGGUACAGUUUGUGGUCAAGGACAAUGACCUCGUGGGCUCGGAGAUCAUCGGGGCCGUAGGGGUCCCCGCGGACCAGUUAGUAUCGGGCUAUCGGGUCAACGCCACCUACCCGCUCGUCGGCCCGAACGGGCGGCCGUGCAGCUCGGGGGCCUUCCUGAGCUUCUCCAUUCAGUACAUCCCAAUCGAGUGGGCCCCGCUGUACAGGGGAGGGGCAGGGGCCGUGCCCGGGACGUAUUUCCCGAUGAGGGGCUGCGGUGGGGUGACACUGUACCAAGACGCGCACGUGCGGGACGGGGCGCUACCCACCGUGGUGUUGGGGGACGGGAGGGUUUACGAGAGGGGGCUGUGCUGGCGGGAGGUUUACGAGGCGGUUCGUGGGGCCCGCAGGAUGGUUUACAUCGCGGGGUGGUCGGUUUAUCACUUGGUCCGGCUCGUGAGGGACGACCCCCUCGUGGAGGAUGGGGGUAACUUGGGGGAGCUGCUCAAGGUGAAGUCACAGGAAGGGGUGAGGGUGCUGCUGCUCGUGUGGGAUGACCCAACGUCCACGAGCAUUUUGGGGUAUAAAACUGAAGGUGUAAUGAAUACCGGAGAUGACGAGACGCGCAGAUACUUCAAGCAUUCAUCUGUGAGAGUACUUCUGUGUCCACGGAUUGCUGGGAAAGGUAGUUGGGCCAAAAAACAGGAAACAGGUACGAUCUACACGCACCAUCAAAAAAGUGUGAUAGUUGAUGUAGAGUCCAGUAACUAUGGAAGAAAAAUUGUGGCCUUUGUUGGUGGCCUCGACCUCUGCAAGGGUAGAUACGACACCCCACAGCACCCGCUAUUCAGCACGUUGCAAACUAUCCACAAGGACGAUUAUCAUAAUCCUAAUUUCACGGGACCCACAGCGGGUUGUCCUAGAGAGCCGUGGCAUGAUUUGCACUGCAGAAUUGAUGGUCCAGCGGCUUAUGAUGUGUUGAAGAAUUUCGAAGAGAGGUGGCUAAGGGCGGCAAAGCGCCAUGGCCCAAACAAACUAAAAAGCUUGUACGAUGAUUGUUUGCUGAAGCUUGAACGAAUGCCUGAAAUAAUGGGAAUAAAUGAAGCAGCCACAGUAUCUGAAGAUGAUCCAGAGUCUUGGAACGUCCAGGUCUUUCGUUCAAUUGACUCGAACUCGGUUAAAGGGUUCCCCAAGAAUCCGAGGGAGGCUUCGGAGAGGAAUCUGGUAUGUGGGAAGAAUGUAUUGAUAGACAUGAGUGUACAUACAGCUUAUGUUAAGGCAAUUCGUUCUGCUCAACAUUUCAUUUACAUCGAGAACCAAUACUUUCUUGGAUCGUCUUACAACUGGGCUCACUACAAGGACUUGGGUGCAAACAAUUUGAUCCCUAUGGAAAUAGCACUGAAGAUUGCGAACAAAAUCCGAGCUGGGGAGAGGUUUGCUGCAUAUAUCCUGGUCCCGAUGUGGCCAGAGGGCGUCCCUACAAGUACUCCAACUCAAAGAAUUCUCUUUUGGCAGUACAACACGAUGCAGAUGAUGUACGAAAUCAUCUACAAUGCUUUAGUAGAGACGGGCCUCCACACAGAAUGCGAACCCCAAGAUUAUUUGAACUUCUUUUGCCUUGGGAAUCGUGAGCCGGAUUACAGUGGUUCCGAUAUGUCAAACGUCAAGAGCUCCAGCACGAGCACCCCACAGGCCCUUAGUAGGAAGAACCGUCGUUUCAUGAUAUAUGUCCACUCGAAGGGAAUGAUAGUGGACGACGAGUACGUGAUAUUGGGGUCCGCUAACAUCAACCAACGCUCUCUAGCAGGGACGAGAGAUACCGAAAUUGCCAUGGGCGCGUAUCAGCCUCAUUACACUUGGGCAAGCAAAAAUGCUAAUCCACGUGGAGAGAUAUAUGGAUAUAGGAUGUCUCUGUGGGCAGAGCACACGGGCACUCUCGAGCAAUGCUUUGAGCAUCCCGAGAGCUUAGAGUGCGUGAGGCGCGUGAGGUGGAUGGGUGAGCUUAACUGGAGAGAGUUCGAGUCGAGCGAGAUAAGUGCAAUGAGAGGGCACCUGCUGAAGUACCCGUUGCACGUUGAUAGCUCGGGAAAGGUUACGCCUUUGCCCGGUUGUGAGACAUUUCCCGACAUGGGUGGCAAGAUAAUCGGCACAUUUACUGGGAUUCAGGAAAAUCUCACCAUUUGA
Messenger RNA from Striga hermonthica, 2502 nucleotides. NCBI's taxonomy places the organism in Eukaryota, Viridiplantae, Streptophyta, Magnoliopsida, Lamiales, Orobanchaceae. The record is from the annotation of a GenBank genome assembly.